CGCUACAUCUUUGGAGGAUAAAGCGGUCAAGAAAGCUGGGUAAGGCUCAGAAAAGUGGGCACAGCUUCGCUGCCCAGUCCUAGCCAGCUGCCACCUCUUUGCCCAGGGAAUGCCUUUCCUAUUCCGGUGCCGGGCUCGGCCAUCCUGUUGUGGGCUACCUGGCUGGCAUUUGGGGUGGCGUUUCACCUCUUUGAGGCCUGCACCUCCAAAGGCCGUCUGUGCCAGUCUGGGCACCACUGUCUCCAUCCCUUGUGGCCCUACCACUGCGGACCACCGCAACCUCGGGCAACUAUGGCGGCCAAGUGGUUCAAGGAGUUCCCGUCCAACUUGAAAACGGUGUCCGAACGCACCAAGCCGGGUGGCACCAACCUCGGCAAGUUGUGCAGUGCCUCCCGCAAGAGCCUGGGCCCGACCGAAGCGGGCACGGCUUCACUGCCCGGAAAGAACCGUAAAAACUCAGCCACCGAACUGGGUGGCCCACGGGCACUUCUUGGGCCGGGAAAGGAUGGUGGAAGCGGCAAGCUUUCCCGGGACAACCUCCAAGGCCUCCUUCAAGCCGCCGCAGGGAAGAUGCGCAAGAACUCUCGGGUGGAUGGGGCACCUCUGGAGGAUCCUGCCCGGGGGGUGCCCAAGGGCAAUGCCGGCUGUGGGACAUACAUUAACCGGCUCAUCAAAGUGGAUGCCCAUGAGAAGAAUGGGAAAAAUUAUACUGGGAAUGCCCCCAGCCCUGCCCCGGUUCCUGUGCCUGAGCCAGAGAAAGCCAAGCAAGAGACGGUUAUUAUUCUGGAAGAUUACGCUGACCCCUACGAUGCCAAGCGCACCAAGGGCCAGAGAGAUGCUGAAAGGCUGGGAGAAAAUGACGGUUAUAUGGAGCCCUAUGACGCUCAGCAGAUGAUAACCGAGAUCCGAAGACGGGGCUCAAAGGACCCUUUGGUCAAAGCGAUCUUGCUCCUGGAUGAGCCAACGGAGCCUGGGACCAAGGCAGAUCCUGCUGCUAAGCGCUCUGGGGCCAAGCCCCCACAACUCUAUGACACCCCCUACGAACCGGCCGAGACGGGACCCAAGGCUGAGGCUCGGCUUCCGGAGAACGAUGACCGGCCGCCGACCGAGUACGAACAGCCCUGGGAAUGGAAGAAAGACCAGAUCGUGAAAGCUCUCUCAGUGCAGUUUGAUGGGUCAGAAAGGCCCACGGCGUCCAAGAUGGAAGAGACGUCAGCCUUGCCACGGCAGCAACACCGACGACAGAGGAGCUGGCCUUCCAAGAUGGUGAAGCCCACGCCAACGACAGAAGCCGGAGCCGAUGGGGAGCGGGUAGACCCUGCCCUCGCUUUGGAGAAACAGCCUUGGUUUCAUGGUGCCAUCACGCGAGUGGAGGCAGAGAGCCGGUUACAGCCGUGCCGAGAAGCAGGGUACCUAGUGCGAACUAGUGAGACAGGCACCAGCAAAUACUCCAUCGCCCUCAAGACCAGCCAGGGUUGUGUCCACAUCAUCGUGGCCCAAACCAAGGACCACAAAUACACCCUCGACCAGACCAGCGGCCUCUUUGACAGCGUCCCCGAAGUAGUGCAUUAUUACUCCGCCGAGAAACUGCCCUUCAAAGGGGCCGAGCAUAUGACCCUCCGAUACCCAGUUCCUAUUCCGGCCAAGUGCCACUAGCCCUCACCCCUUCGUUCUCAGGACUGUGCCAGUUGGAGUAACAGCGGAGCCAAGGCGUGGGUUAAAGGAUAUACACUGGAAAGUGUGUCACAGCCAUGGGUCUGUAACGGGGCAAAGAAAUCCCCGUCUCUCCCCAUCUUCCAGAAUCCUAGGGGCCAUUCACACUGAAAAAUAACUUGGUGUGGAAAUGGGGUUAUUUCCAUGAAAUGCCACAAUCGAAUCACCCUGUGGCAUUGAUUUGCCACGAUUGUGGCAUUUUAUCUCAGAUUCUGUUCAAAUUGGCAACAUGAUCCUGGCAGGAGGGAGAGGAGGACAGAGAGGAAGAGCAGAGGUGCCAAAGAGAGAGAAGAGGAGGAAGGAGAGAUUCGGAGGUGCCAGGGAGAAAGGGCAAGAAUGGAUGUGCCAAGGGGAGAGAAGAGAAGAGGAGGAAGGAAGGAAUCGGAUGGGAUUGAUUUUGAUGUUCCCAUUGGUUCUUUUCAAAAGAAUUGCAAGAAAAUCAAUUUCAAAUAAAGCCAGGCUAAGGGGGAGUUACACCGCGCUCCCCCCUAAUUCGGGUCAGAAAACCCUGACGCAAGUGAGAACAACCCCCUGAUUCGGGUCAGGAAAACCCAGCUCAAGUGAGAACGUCCCUAAUUUAAAUCGAAUUGGAGCCCAGGUUAAAAUGCAAUGUGAAUGGGCCCCUACUAGUUUGUCUCUUUGCUGCCUUUCUCCCCUGCCUCUCUCCCCGAAAAACAAUAUUGUUUUCUUAGAAUUUCUCUACCUGGCCAAACAGUUUAGGAAUGCGGACCCCAGCUCUGUCCAGUGCAUCCUCUUUCCAUAAAUUGGUUUCUGCAUUUGUACUGUACGUUAAUGAAAAGGGUAGGACCUCUUUCAGCCUGUGAUUCCUAUUAGAUUUCAAAGGAAUCUUUAGCAGUCACAUCCCAGAGGUGGGUGAGGCCAAAACCAAAAGGUACCAUGCCAAAAAUACCAGCCCAGUUUGAGCUUGAAGCUCUAAUUUUCAAUGGCUGAACUGGAGAGGAGCAAUUUUGAUGUUCUAGAACAAAGGUGGGCAACUGGAGAGGCCUCACUCUCUGUAAUGCGGAGACAGAAAGAAAAUGGCAUUGAGGAUGGCACUGGCUUUAUUUUGCCCUCCUCCCUUUGCUAACCCUCUGGGGCACCAGGGAGAAAUGAUGGCUCCCAUGUUUUGGGUUUCAAUCCAGAUUUUGUAAGAGCCAUCUAAGGUAAAUAAAAUACAUUGAAUAAGUUGGCAGACCGUAUCAGAUAUACUUGUUCCUCUACAUUCACUUAGUGCCCAAGACCCCCGUGAAUGUGGAAAAAUGGCAAACAACAAAA
Molecule: messenger RNA, 2988 nt
Organism: Sceloporus undulatus (fence lizard)
Lineage: Eukaryota; Metazoa; Chordata; Lepidosauria; Squamata; Phrynosomatidae
Gene: SHE
Product: Src homology 2 domain containing E
Exons: 6
Coding region: 292-1656 (454 amino acids)
Molecular function (GO): phosphotyrosine residue binding
Source: RefSeq, a predicted model, not a curated record